GGGCAAAGGCGGAGCCUAACCGGCGGGGUUGGUGGGGCACGGAAGGACAGAUUACAUCCCUCCUUUCCCGUCUUUUGUAGUCAAGGAAGAAGAAAGAUGGCGCCUACACAUGUACUGAGAUGUUGCCAGAGGGGUCUGGCGUGGAUACCGGUGAUAUUUAUUGCCUUAGUGGUGUGCUGGUCGUAUUAUGCAUACGUGGUGGAGCUGUGUCUGUUUGUCUACCUGGCUGUGUUUCAUGUGUCGUUCAUCAUGUUUGUGUGGUCGUACUGGAAAACCAUCUUUACAAGACCAAGCACCCCUUCCAAAGAGUUCUGUCUACCCAAAUCUGAGAAAGAGCAGUAUGAAAAAGAACAGCGUCCAGAAACUCAGCAGGAGAUCCUGAAGAGAGUGGCCACCAGUCUGCCCCUCUACACCCGCACCGGGGCAGGAGCUAUCCGGUACUGUGACCGCUGCCAGGUCAUCAAGCCAGACAGAUGUCAUCAUUGUUCUGCAUGUGACAUGUGUGUACUAAAGAUGGAUCAUCACUGUCCAUGGGUGAAUAACUGUGUGGGUUUCUCCAACUACAAGUUCUUCAUCCUGUUCCUGACUUACUCGCUUGUAUACUGCUUAUUCAUCGCCGCCUCUGUCCUCCAGUACUUCAUAAAGUUCUGGACAAGUGACCUGCCAGAGUCUCACGCCAAAUUCCAUGUCUUGUUUCUCUUUUUUGUGGCGGCCAUGUUCUGCAUCAGCAUUCUUUCACUCUUCACUUACCACUUGUGGCUUGUGGGAAAAAACAGGUCCACCAUAGAAGCGUUCAGAGCCCCGGUCUUCAGAAACGGCCCUGAUAAAAAUGGAUUUUCCCUGGGCUUCAGCAAGAACAUUGCUCAAGUGUUUGGGGACCAGAAGCUGUACUGGCUACUUCCUGUCUUUACCAGUCAAGGAGAUGGCUUUUCUUUUCCUACACGGUUGGUUACUGUUGAUCCAGAGCAGCCCACUGAUUGUCUCCAGCCUGGCGGGCUGGAUAAAGGUGCUGUGGAAGUGUCUGCUGAGCAAACCACGCCCCUCAGUGAGUCCCAAAACCGUCUGUUAGGCAACGAUUACCACAUUGAAGAAGAUCACAAAGAGACAGACAUCUUAAAGUCUGAUGAAAGUGAGGCCAUCACUAUCUCCAUUGAGAGCGAGUCAUAGCCAGUUAUGAUGUCAUUCCCUUCAAUAGGACUGAUGCUGGUGAGGGGUGAAUCCUCAGCGGUCUCGUGCCUUCGACUCCCAGUAUUGGGGGCUGUUGAGGAGAAUCACAGCCAUCAAAGCUGAUGCCUUAAACAGCUCUUUUUCUCUGAAAGCUCCUGAACACUUUCCUUUGCCCAUCGCUUCUGAAGUGUCCCAAAUCUGUCCUCACAUCUGUAAAAAUGCUCCCAGUCUCCGUUCAACUAUAGUAGCUGCACUCUUUUAACAAAGAGAUUUGCACGCAUGUCUUUUACAUCCAUGUU
This is a messenger RNA of Cyprinus carpio (common carp), 1466 nucleotides long. It is a transcript of the gene zdhhc20b, whose product is annotated as zinc finger DHHC-type palmitoyltransferase 20b. The transcript has 12 exons. Gene Ontology annotation, molecular function: protein-cysteine S-palmitoyltransferase activity. Gene Ontology annotation, biological process: protein targeting to membrane; synaptic vesicle maturation; peptidyl-L-cysteine S-palmitoylation. The record is from RefSeq and is a predicted model, not a curated record. NCBI's taxonomy places the organism in Eukaryota, Metazoa, Chordata, Actinopteri, Cypriniformes, Cyprinidae. Gene Ontology annotation, cellular component: endoplasmic reticulum; Golgi apparatus. Bases 97 to 1167 code for a protein of 356 amino acids.